Molecule: messenger RNA, 545 nt
Organism: Ananas comosus (pineapple)
Lineage: Eukaryota; Viridiplantae; Streptophyta; Magnoliopsida; Poales; Bromeliaceae
Product: protein TRIGALACTOSYLDIACYLGLYCEROL 5, chloroplastic-like
Exons: 4
Coding region: 123-419 (98 amino acids)
Source: RefSeq, a predicted model, not a curated record
AUGGGCUCGAAUAGGCCCAUGAUCUUCGUCCUCAUCCCCUCCUCCUCCAUCGUCCUCGAACCUCAAGGUCCUCAACCCACGAAACCCUAACUCUUUGUUUCUCACAACCGCGCCAUUAAUCGAUGGUGCUCACGAGCUUCAAUGGCGUUGGCGUUGGAUUCGGUUUUGGGAUUGGUUGUGGUUUUGGAGUUGGAUGGGGCUUUGGAGGGAUGCCUCUGCAGACAUUCGGUCUCGGCAUAGGUGGAGGCUGCGGAGUCGGACUCGGCCUUGGUUGGGGAUUCGGUAGUGCUUACGGGUGUCAAUACCGAUCUUCCAAGGUCAGGUUUCAGGGCAUGGAAUUCAACAAGAAAGCCGUCGAAGAUAACAAGAUGUUACCAGUCUCCGAAAAGCUCGCCGGAGAACCUCAAUCUUCUGGCUGACAUUGCCCUAUUUUUAAAUGUUCUUGUGGAUUUCGCUUAGCUUGAUGUUGUCAUACACUUGAAAUGAAUCAGCACAUUUCUCCAAAGUGAUAAUAAAAGUAAAUGCAUAGAAUAUUAUUAUGAUUA